Messenger RNA from Cinclus cinclus, 1707 nucleotides. RefSeq names its product solute carrier family 11 member 1 (gene SLC11A1). The record is from RefSeq and is a predicted model, not a curated record. Gene Ontology annotation, molecular function: cadmium ion transmembrane transporter activity; manganese ion transmembrane transporter activity; iron ion transmembrane transporter activity. Gene Ontology annotation, biological process: metal ion transport. The transcript is spliced from 15 exons. Gene Ontology annotation, cellular component: plasma membrane. The coding region runs from base 1 to 1647 and encodes 548 amino acids. NCBI's taxonomy places the organism in Eukaryota, Metazoa, Chordata, Aves, Passeriformes, Cinclidae.
AUGGCAUCGCUGGAACCAGGCCUCACCAGGUCCCUGAACAGGGGCCAAGAGCAGAGUUACAGCACUGGCGGGAGCCACAUGCCCCCGCAGCACCCUGGCACUCAGGACCAGACCUAUCUGGAUGAGCUCAUCAGCAUCCCCAAGGGCAGUGGGCCUGGGUUCAGCUUUAGGAAACUCUGGGCUUUCACCGGUCCCGGCUUCCUCAUGAGCAUCGCCUACUUGGACCCAGGCAACGUGGAGUCCGACCUGCAAUGCGGGGCACUGGCAGGGUUCAAGCUGCUGUGGGUUCUGCUGUGGGCCACUGUCCUGGGGCUGCUGUGCCAGCGCCUGGCCAUCCGUCUAGGCGUGGUGACCGGGAAGGACCUGGGCGAGAUUUGCUACCUCUAUUAUCCUAAGGUGCCCCGUGUACUGCUCUGGCUCAUGAUUGAGAUCGCCAUCAUUGGCUCUGACAUGCAGGAGGUGAUCGGGACAGCCAUUGCUUUCAGCCUGCUCUCAGCUGGCCGCAUCCCCCUCUGGGGUGGGGUCCUUAUCACCAUCGUGGACACCCUCUUCUUCCUCUUCCUUGAUAAGUACGGGCUCCGCAAACUGGAGGCUUUCUUCGGCCUCCUCAUCACCAUCAUGGCCCUGACCUUUGGCUAUGAGUACGUGGUGGUGAGGCCAGGGCAGGUGGAGGUGCUGAAGGGCAUUUUCCUGCCCAACUGCCCGGGCUGUGGGCGAGAGGAGCUGCUGCAGGCCAUGGGCAUCAUUGGUGCCAUCAUUAUGCCCCAUAACAUCUUCCUCCACUCCUCCUUGGUCAAGACACGGGUCAUCGACCGGUCCAAGAAGGAGGCAGUGCAGGAGGCCAAUAUGUAUUUCCUGAUCGAGUCCUGCCUGGCCCUCUUUGUCUCCUUCCUCAUCAACCUCUUUGUCAUGGCUGUCUUUGGCGAGGCUUUCUACCACCAACGAAACGAGGACGUGCACAACAAGUGCGUCAACAGCAGCAUCAGCCACUAUGCCGGCAUCUUCCCCAUCAACAACAAGACAGUCUCUGUGGAUAUCUACCAGGGGGGCGUCAUCUUGGGCUGCUAUUUUGGGGCAGCGGCACUGUACAUCUGGGGCAUCGGGAUCCUGGCAGCAGGACAGAGCUCCACAAUGACUGGGACUUACGCAGGGCAGUUCGUCAUGGAGGGCUUCCUGCAGCUCCGCUGGUCACGCUUCACCCGGGUGCUCUUCACCCGCUCCUUUGCAAUCCUGCCCACUGUCUUCGUGGCUGCUUUCAAGGAUGUCAGCCACCUCACAGGCAUGAAUGACCUGCUCAACGUCUUGCAGAGCAUCCUGCUGCCUUUUGCUGUCCUGCCUGUCCUUACCUUCACCAGCCUGCACCCGCUCAUGCAGGAUUUCAGCAACAGCCUCCCAGGGAAGGUGCUGAUGACCCUCAUCACGGGGCUGAUCUGCGCCAUCAACAUUUACUUCGUGGUGGACUUUUUGCCAACGCUGCAUGGCCUGGAGUACCACAUUCUCCUGGGCCUGCUACUGGCUGCCUACGUGGCUUUCGUCGCCUACCUGAUCUGGACAUGCAGCAUCUCGCACGGAGCCCGGUUCCUGGCCCGGGACCACCACAGCCGGUUCAAUUUUGGUCUCGCCAUCGACCCGACAAGCACGUGGUGACAGAUCCCAUGCCUACUUAUUAUCCCCACGUCCCUGCCCAGCGCGGCCUCCUCACACUGG